Messenger RNA from Kuraishia capsulata CBS 1993, 648 nucleotides. RefSeq lists its product as uncharacterized. The coding region runs from base 1 to 648 and encodes 215 amino acids. The transcript has a single exon. The record is from RefSeq and is a predicted model, not a curated record. NCBI's taxonomy places the organism in Eukaryota, Fungi, Ascomycota, Pichiomycetes, Pichiales, Pichiaceae.
AUGAAAGCAUACAAAGAGGUACAGUAUGCUCGAUUCAAGAAACUCGAACUCGAGAACAUCGAACUCAAAGACAAAACUCUCAUGUUGGAGGAGCAGGUGGGGGAGCAGAAACUCAUGAUCACACACCUGGUUCAGCGCCUGAACGAAGAGGAGUUACGCAACAGUAACAGAUCCAGUGUCUCGUCGGCAGACUCGCGCGUGUCUCGACUCUCGCUUUCCGCGGAUCAGGACGAUUUUCACACAACACCCGCUUCUAGUGUGGAAUCCUCGCCUCAGAAAGGAAAAUACUCCACCUGCAAUACAUCACCAACGGUGACUACGAAACAAUCGGAGGUUCUAAGGCACGAAGUCUCAAGGCUGAAAGAGACCGUCUCUUUCCUGCAAUCUCAGAAUCACUGCUACCAGAUGGAAUUGGAUGAGAGCUACAAGAAUCAGAUAUCGAAACUGGGGUCUCUGGAGGUAGACUAUCACAACUUGAAGCAGGUUAUUACAAACAUAGAGCAGAACUCGAAAUUCGUCCAGCGAUUGGACGAUACGAAGUACGGCUUAUUUGAUAAUACGAUGGAACAUACAAUCAAUUUUGAUGCCAGGAAACUGAAAAUUGGUUCGCGAUUUUCGAAAGAUAGAUUAACGCUCACCAGGCGUUAA